This is a messenger RNA of Tetrahymena thermophila SB210, 435 nucleotides long. RefSeq lists its product as hypothetical. Lineage: Eukaryota; Ciliophora; Oligohymenophorea; Hymenostomatida; Tetrahymenidae. The transcript has 3 exons. The record is from RefSeq and is a predicted model, not a curated record.
AUGAAUUUUGCUUCUUAAAGUAAAAAAUCAUAGUUUUAAUAGAAUGCAACAGAAAUAAACCAAUUGGAGAUAUCAGCUCAGGAGAUAUUAAAAAAUUGUAGCUACUUAAGUCCUUUAUUAAGAGCAAUUGGAAAUCAAAACCAAUUAAAUUUACCUUUUAGUAAUUAUUCAAGAAUUCCAUAUUAAUAAAUUAUCUAAUCUACAACUUAAGAUGGCAUACUUUUCUCUAACUUUUUGAACUCAUCUCUUUCUACAGUAGAUGAUCCUAAUUGUUAUAAAGGUAUAUUCAAAUACGAUCCAAGAUGCAGAUUUUGGUAUAUGAAUAAUUUAAAUUAGACUUCUUUCUUGAUGAAUCCUCCUCUAGUGUCUGUAGGGAGAGUAACACCUUAUUUAUCAUAAUUCGGAUAACAAAACUUAAUCACAAUAACUUCUUGA